Manis javanica (Malayan pangolin) is the source of this 1596-nucleotide messenger RNA. The record is from RefSeq and is a predicted model, not a curated record. NCBI's taxonomy places the organism in Eukaryota, Metazoa, Chordata, Mammalia, Pholidota, Manidae.
CGAUACAUGAAGCAGGCUCAGGCCCUAGGCCCUCAGAUGAUGGAAAAACCCCUAUACUGGGGGGCAGACAGGAGCUCCCAGGUUUCAUCUUAUCCAAUGAACCUGCUGCUGCAGCGAGAUUUGUCCCUGCGAUCCAGCCUCCCUCAGAUGCCAGUGAACCAGAUCACCACUCACCCUCCCGUCACCAGUGGUAUCCUGGAAUAUUUGGAGAAGGAGCUUCAGAACCUUAACGCAGCCCAGCCACUACCCCCUAACCUCAGAGCUGUAGCUGGCCAACCCGGCAGCAUGCUGUCCUCUCUCGGCUCGGAGGUCGUAGAACGCAGGAUCAUCCACCUGCCCCCGCUGAUCAGAGACCCGCCGUCCUCACAGAGGACCAGCAACUCCUCCCACCAGCAGUGGCUCACCCCAGUUCCCCCUGGGCCCUGGGGUCUGAGAGAGGGGAGGAGGCAACGCCACUCCUCUGAUUUCCACCAGGAGCCCCAGGUCCAGGAUCCUAAGCACUGGGCAUUGGAGAGAAGGGAGCGGGACCAGCUGUGGAGUGGAAGGCGCCACGGCUCUAGGCCGCACGGGCCACCUGCGGCCUGGUCAGACAGAGACAGCCUCAGCGACGGCCCCUUGUCCAGCGGGGCCCACUGGCGGCCAAACCACCCUUCUCUCAGGAGCUGCUAUGCAGAGAGACCCCGGUGGCCUAGCCCCCACAAGAGCACGCAGAGGCCCCGGAGGCGAAGGCCCCGCAGCUACUCCCCUCCCCCGCCCUCAAGCCUCAGUUCCUGGAGCUCCGAGGAGGAGAAGGAGAGGCAGCCCCAGAGCUGGGCGGCCCACCGCCGCAGGUCUCACUCCCCAAACUGGCCAGAGGAGAAGCCACCCAGCUACCGCUCACUGGAUGUCAUCUCAAGCAAGAAUGGCAGGAAAAAAGGGAGUGUGGAGAGGCCUUCGGAGAGAGACAGCUCCCAUAGUGGAAGGAGUGUGGUCAUUUAGUCACCGAGCACAAAACACUUAUGUGGCUACGUCUCAGCUCCUGCCUGUCAUCAGCAUCACCUAAAUUUCCAGCUGACCUGGGAGGGGCUUUCCAGUUGUCUUGGGAGGGACAUUACAAGUCUAUAUUUAACAAUUUUGGCUUCGAUUCUGAGAAUCAAAUAGAAGAAUAUAAAAAAUAAGAGUUUGAGGAAUUGAUGACUGUAGUUUUAUGCUUGGUUCACACUCUGCAUUUUUAGAUAGUCUCUGACUUGUGGAUGUGAUUACAUCCUGCCUGGGAUAUGAUCCCUCAGGAACUUAGUAGCCUGACUCUUCAGCUAGGUUUCACUGCUCAGAACUAUGGCCGUUUUAAAAGAGAGAACUCGGGAAUCUUUCAGAGGAAAUUAAACAUUACAGGAGCAGAAAAUCUAUUGAGUAUUACAGGGAUGUUUCUGUGGGAGCUUGUUUUUAUCUCUGUAGCAUAUCUCCAUGUUAGGAGCCCACCAUGUCACACCCAUUCCUGGUCCUCAGUGUUCCUGAGGGUCCAGUCAGAGAUGGCAUAAGACAUACUCCAGCAAUGUGCCCUUCAUGGAUUAUGUAUUACAAAUGUAGAAAAUUACAGAGAAGCAAUUUUGCACCAGA